Molecule: messenger RNA, 1233 nt
Organism: Diaporthe batatas
Lineage: Eukaryota; Fungi; Ascomycota; Sordariomycetes; Diaporthales; Diaporthaceae
Exons: 6
Coding region: 479-820 (113 amino acids)
Molecular function (GO): peptidyl-prolyl cis-trans isomerase activity
Source: RefSeq, a predicted model, not a curated record
CGAGGCUCAACUUUACCGAGUCAACCCUCACUCGUCCCACGGAGGGGGCCUUGGACGGCGCAAGACGGUACUUGGGCUCACAUCACAUCAUCUUGGCUCCAGGUCAAUUAGAUCGGCUUCCGUCCCAUUCCAGCUGCGCUUGUCCUGCCGCAUUCGAACUCACCUUGGGCCGGAACCCCUCGCGAUAUAAAAACCCUCCACACGACCCACAAUCCACCCCUCCGGCCUCCUGGGCCUCCACAGCAAAUACCCUCAAGCUCUUCCAACCCCUCGCACAAAAAGGUAGCCAACUCCGGCAAGCUCUCCUUCGACUUACUCGUCACUAGCCGACACGUACUCGACACCGACCGACGUCAUCACCACAGCCAACACAACCCCAGGUCAGCAACCCAACCCGAGUCCUCCCCCAUCUUGCAACCCCCUACCGAGUCCAACCUGGUUUACUCACCGGCUCAAGAUACAAGCAAAACCAGCCAAGAUGGGUGUCACCGUUCAACAUCACGAGGAGGGCACUGGCGCACAGCCAACCCCCGGCCAGACUGUCACCAUUGACUACACCGGAUACCUGAAGGACGAGUCCAAGCCCGACAACAAGGGCAACAAGUUUGACAGCUCCAUUGGCCGCGGCGACUUCGUCACCAAGAUCGGCGUUGGCCAGGUCAUUAAGGGAUGGGAUGAGGGCGUCGUCCAGAUGAAGGUUGGCGGCAAGGCCACUCUCAACAUCACCAGUGACUACGGCUAUGGUGCCCGUGGCUUCCCCGGCCACAUCCCCCCCAACUCGGACCUCAUCUUCGACGUCCACCUGAAGAACGUCCAGUAGAUGUGGGAGGAGCAGACGAAAAAAGGAACCGUAGUUAGACAUUCGCUUGAUCCCUAGCGGAAAGGCUGAGAAUAAAGGCCCCCAUGGGAGCUUGACACCCACUGCACUGCACGUUCCGAUCACUUUGUGAUGUGCCCCUUGCUUGCGCUCCUUCACGAAAGUCCGUUUGUGAGAGAGCCGAAGGUUGCACCUGGCAUAGUGAGUGACCACUGUGAUUUGGCGAGGCAGCAAGGAGCGAACGAACCACACCUAAGGAAUAUGCAUGUCUCUGAUCCUGCGGCGGAGACGUCUUUCUCAAGCUUGUUUGCCGUCAUAACUUGAAAUGGGUCGCACGUAGGCUCGACCACCCACCCACCUCACUCUCCAACCAGCCAUAAGGCCGAAGAAAGGACUGUCUAACAUUAUCACCAUCG